Molecule: messenger RNA, 865 nt
Organism: Diuraphis noxia (Russian wheat aphid)
Lineage: Eukaryota; Metazoa; Arthropoda; Insecta; Hemiptera; Aphididae
Product: aspartate--tRNA ligase, mitochondrial-like
Biological process (GO): aspartyl-tRNA aminoacylation
Cellular component (GO): cytoplasm; mitochondrion
Molecular function (GO): nucleic acid binding; aspartate-tRNA ligase activity; ATP binding
Source: RefSeq, a predicted model, not a curated record
AUUUCAAACUGGACAAAGUACAUACCAAAUGCACCAAAUGAAGUUUUUGCACUUGUUUUAAAAAAUUCUGAAGACAAACUGUCAAAGAAACAGAUAAAUGAUUUAAAAACAUUAAUAUCUACUAAUUACCCAGAUGUUAAAUUCAGUCUUUUAAAUAUAAGAUUAUUAAAAACUUUCAAAGAAAACCUUCAAAAAAUAAUUAAUGGUAUUGACGUUGAAGCUGUGCUGACCGCUGAUAAUAUAUCUGAACAUGAUUUAGURGCUAUUGCUAGUGGUUCAAAAUAUAAAGCUCUAUCAGCACUGGGUAAAAUUAACGAGCAUUUCAAAAUAGAUAUAGAUAAUUCAAGUGAUGCUCGUUGGCGUUUUGUUUGGAUAGUUGAUUUCCCAUUAUUUGAAAUUGAAUCUAAUCAAAUUCAAUCAGUUCAUCACCCAUUCACACAACCACAAACAAAAAUUACUUCUGAUAACUUAUUAGAGGUCAAAGGAUUCCAUUAUGAUUUGGUAUUGAAUGGAAGUGAGGUAGGAGGAGGUUCAAUUCGUAUACAUGAUGCCGAUCUGCAAACUAAAGUUAUUGGUUCCAUUUUAAAUAUACCUAUUGAGACUAUGUCUCAUUUAGUCGAAGCGUUGAAGUCUGGUUGUCCUCCACAUGGUGGAAUAGCUUUAGGUGUUGAUAGAUUACUAUCAAUUUUGUGUAACACAAAUAGCAUUCGUGAUGUUAUUGCUUUUCCUAAGACUUUUGAAGGAAAAGACUUGUUGUCUGGAGCUCCGACUGAAAUCACUUCCGAAGAUAGGAAAAGAUAUCAUUUAAAAAUUGACAAUGUAGAAAAAACAUAAUAUUAAUAAUAAACAUAAGUAUAUUGAUUGA